AUGUCACAAGAUUACAAUGCCCGUCAGUUGAACUCAGGCGGCUUUAGUAACAAUGUCAAUGAUGGUAGUACUUUAGAGUCCAAGCUGCCGAGUAAUCUCCCUACUCCUCCUGAUGGAUAUCCCAGUACUAAUUAUGCUCCUUCUCCUCCACAUAAUUAUGGAUACUUCUAUAACUAUCACUCACAAGCACAGUCUGCUCCUGCUCCUGCUGCUCCACAAGGAUAUUAUUACUCCGCUCCUCCACCUAAUUAUGGUUAUGGAUACUACAAUAACCAUCCACCACAGCCUGUUCCUGAGCAUCCUAUUAUUAAUAAUCUCAAGCCCAAGCCCAAGAUCAAAUAUGCCACAACCACAUCUUACAACGUAUGCUAG
Prunus armeniaca (apricot) is the source of this 372-nucleotide messenger RNA. Lineage: Eukaryota; Viridiplantae; Streptophyta; Magnoliopsida; Rosales; Rosaceae. The record is from the annotation of a GenBank genome assembly.